This is a messenger RNA of Diutina rugosa, 537 nucleotides long. RefSeq names its product Ecm1p (gene ECM1). Gene Ontology annotation, biological process: ribosomal large subunit export from nucleus. Gene Ontology annotation, cellular component: preribosome, large subunit precursor; nucleolus. The transcript has a single exon. Lineage: Eukaryota; Fungi; Ascomycota; Pichiomycetes; Serinales; Debaryomycetaceae. The coding region runs from base 1 to 537 and encodes 178 amino acids. The record is from RefSeq and is a predicted model, not a curated record.
AUGGCGAAGAAGAUUCUGAAACACUCGCGGGCGGCGCGCCGGGGGCUUAUUGACGAUGGGGUGGCGCUGGACUUGGCCAAGCUCCCGAAGGCGGAGCCGGAGGCGGUGAGAAAGAGCAUCAUCCGUACCACCAUCACCAACGAGAACCUUUUGGUGAAGAAGAUGGAGUUGUCCAAGAUCAAGAAGCUCCAGCCGAAACGCCACACCCGCCAGGUGAAACGCCAGGUUGCCGUCGACAAGCUGGGGGUGUUGCUGGCGAAGAUCGCCCAGUCGGUGGCGCGGGCCCGGAUGGUGCAAGCGGCGCGUAAGGCAGGGUGGGACCAGAUCAACAAGGCGGCCAGAGCCAGUGUCGACCUCGACCAGCUGCUGGUGGCGAAACCGGCGGUGCCACUGGCGGCGAAACUGGUGUCGGGUGACUUUAUGGACGAAGACAUCCACGACGACGCCGCCGCGAGCCCCGCUGACGACGAGCCCGCCGUCACCUUCGCCAAAGCCGCCAACCCGUUUGCGUCGCUUGAACAAGACGAAGAAGCUUAA